AUGGCGGAGCUGUGCCGCACGGACUCGCGGCUGACGGCUGUGGAUGAGGAGACACUGUGGGAGAUGAUGGAGAGCCAUCGCUACAAGAUCGUGCGCAGCAUCUGCCCCAGCCGCCUCACCCCCUACCUGCGCCAGGCCAAGGUGCUGGGCCAGCUGGACGAGGAGGAGGUGCUGCACAGCCCCCGCUUCACCAACAGCGCCAUGAGAGUCGGGCACCUGCUGGACCUGCUGAAGGCUCGAGGGAAGAACGGGGCCCUCGCCUUCCUGGAGAGCCUGAAGUUCCACAACCCUGACGUCUACACCCUGGUCACGGGGCUGCAGCCCAGCGUGGACUUCAGCAACUUCAGCGGCCUCAUGGAGACGUCCAAGCUGACCGAGUGCCUGGCGGGGGCCAUCAGCAGCCUGCAGGAGGAGCUGGCCCAGGAGAAGACACACAAGGAGUCCCUCCUGCGGCAGUACCAGCGACAGCAAGAGCGCCUGGGCCUGGCAGAGGCCCGCGCCAAGGAAUUGAGCCAGCUGGAGGCCGACCACGGCCGCAUGAAGCGGGAGGUGAGCGCCCACUUCCACGAGGUGCUGAAGCUGAAGGACGAGAUGCUGAGCCUCUCGCUGCACUACAGCAACGCUCUGCGCGAGAAGGAGCUGGCCAGCACGCGCUGCCGCAGCCUGCAGGAAGAGCUGUACCUGGUGAGGCAGGAGCUGCAGCGGGUAAGCAUGGUGUCUUCCUGUGAACGGGAAUUUCGAGAAAGGUCCCUGAAGAUGAGCAGCAACUCGGACCCUGAGGGCGAGGAGCUGAGCCGCCUGAAGGAGGAGAACGAGAAGCUCCGCUCACUGACCUUCAGCCUGGCGGAGAAAGACAUCCUGGAGCAGAACCUGGACGAGGCCCUGGAGAGUAAGCAGGAGCUGGUGAACCGCAUCCACUCACUGCGGGAGCGGGCGGUGGCUGCAGAGAGGCAGCAGAAGCAGUACCUGGAGGAGAGAGAACAGACCCUGCUCCAGUUCCAGAAGACACAGGUGGACUGUGAGCUGUACAGAGAGAAGAUGAGCACGCUGCAGAGUCAGGUGGCCGAGCUGCAGAAGGAGCGGGACCAGGCAUACGCGGCCAGGGACGGGGUGCAGAUGGAGAUUUCCCAGAGCCUGACGGAGAAGGACUGCCUCCGCAGGAGGGUGUUUGAGCUGACUGAGCGGGUGUGCGAGCUGCGCACCCAGCUGCGCAGGCUGCAGGAAGAGCCCCCCGCAGGGCCCAGACAGGAAGCCAGGGCCAAGGAGCUGUGUCCGCGGGGGAAGCAGCGGCUGGUGCGGAUGCACGCGGUAUGCCCGCAGGAAGACAGCGAAGACGGUGGCCAGCUCAGCAGCCUCAGCUCCAUGGAGUCCCAGCUCUGGUGGGACCUGAGUGUCACGUCCAGCCGCGAGCUGGCCGACAGCUUCCGCUCCAGCAGCCCGGUGCCUCCCAGCCAGCAGUCCCUGUACAAGCGGGUGGCGGAGGACUUCUGGGAAGACCCCGAGUCGGUCAGCCCCUUCCCAGACACCCUGGAGGCGGACCUCGGGGCGUCUCUAGGAGACAAGGAUGACACAGACCUGGGUUAUGAGAUCCUGGACAAGACGGACCUCCCCCAGCCAGAGGGCAGCCUGCAGAGGUCUGCCAGAAGCUUGGAUGUGCCAGAAAGCGCCCCUGUGCGGCGGAGGCCCGCCCGCAAGAUCCUGAGCCAGGUCACCGUGCUGGCGUUCCAGGGCGCCGCGCUGCUCAAGCAGCUGCGCGUCGUCGGAGGGAACCUCACGGGCAUCUUCAUCCACCACGUCACCCCUGGCUCCGCCGCCGACGGCAUGGCCCUGCGCCCCGGCACCCAGAUCAUCAUGGUGGACCAUGAGGCAGCAGAGCCCUCGUUCAAGGCCACGCUGGAGAACACGACCCUAGAGCAGGCGGUCCGGCUCCUCCAGAGGGUCAACGGCUUCUGCUGCCUUUCUGUGAAGGUCAACACUGAGGGUUACAAGAAGCUGGUCCAGGACCUGGAAGCCAAAGUGGUGACAUCGGGAGACUCCUUCUACAUCCGGGUCAACCUGGCCCUGCCGGGGCGGGGGGAGGGGGAGCUGCCCGUGCACUGCAAUGACACGCUGCACGUCACGGACACCAUGUUCCAGGGCCGCGGCUGCUGGCUGGCCCACCGCCUGGACCCCUACAGCAUGCAGCACACCGACCACGGCACCAUCCCCAACUACCCGGGGGCUCAGCAGCAGCUGCUCACCCUCAUCCAAGACAUGACCCAGAGGGGGCCUGCCCGCAAGUCCCCCGGGGGGCCUCAGAAGCUGGUCCGCAUUGUCAGCGUGGAUGGAGCCAAGGCCGGCCCGCUGUGUGCGCCCUUUGCUGAGAGCCAGCUGGACACGGGCAGGGUGGAAGAGCACUUGAGCCAGGAGGAGUUCGAGGUCCGGAGCCGGAGAGGGGACCUCAUCCAGGAGGGAGAGGCGGCUGGCAGCCUGUGCUGGGUGACCCGCCAGGCUGUCGAGGGCCUGGCAGAGACGAACACCCAUGCCCUCCUGGAUGUACGGCUGGACAGCAUCCACGUCCUGCACAGGAUGGACAUCUUCCCCAUCAUCCUCCAUGUCUCAGUCAACGAGAAGACGGCAAAGAAACUCAGGAAGGGCCUGCAGCGGCUCGGCACCUCGGAGGAGCAGCUCCUGGAGGCGGCCAGGCAGGAGGACGGAGAGCUGGACAAAGCGCCCUGCCUGUACAGCAGCCUGGCCCCCGACAGCUGGAGCGACCCGGACAGCCUGCUCAGCUGUGUCCGCCUGGCCGUUGCAGACGAGCAGAGGAAGGUAGUGUGGACAGAGCAGGGCCCACUCUGA
Messenger RNA from Dipodomys ordii (Ord's kangaroo rat), 2838 nucleotides. It is a transcript of the gene Card14, whose product is annotated as caspase recruitment domain family, member 14. The record is from RefSeq and is a predicted model, not a curated record. The transcript has 19 exons. Gene Ontology annotation, biological process: regulation of apoptotic process. The coding region runs from base 1 to 2838 and encodes 945 amino acids. NCBI's taxonomy places the organism in Eukaryota, Metazoa, Chordata, Mammalia, Rodentia, Heteromyidae. Gene Ontology annotation, molecular function: protein binding.